Molecule: messenger RNA, 1442 nt
Organism: Lasiosphaeria miniovina
Lineage: Eukaryota; Fungi; Ascomycota; Sordariomycetes; Sordariales; Lasiosphaeriaceae
Product: GDP dissociation inhibitor
Exons: 3
Coding region: 122-994 (290 amino acids)
Biological process (GO): protein transport; vesicle-mediated transport; small GTPase-mediated signal transduction
Cellular component (GO): cytoplasm
Molecular function (GO): Rab GDP-dissociation inhibitor activity
Source: RefSeq, a predicted model, not a curated record
AGGACCCGUCGACGCACAAGGGUUUGUACUCCUGGCUACUUCACCGCUGCCAGUGAGGGGGCUACUGUCAAGCUAACCAUGAUAUCUCUGUCAUCCAGGUCUCAACCUCAACACCUGCACUAUGAAGGAAGUGUACGACAAGUUUGGGCUCGAGGCAUCAACCAAGGACUUCGUGGGACAUGCCAUGGCGCUAUACACCAACGAUGCCUACCUCGAGACUAGGGGAGCCGCACCCGAGGCUAUUGAGCGUAUCCGCCUAUACGGCAACAGCGUGGCGCGCUACGGAAAGUCGCCGUACAUCUACCCACUGUACGGUCUAGGCGAACUGCCACAGGGAUUCGCCCGCCUCAGCGCUAUUUACGGCGGCACAUACAUGCUCAACACCAACAUCGACGAGAUUCAGUAUGACGGUGCCGGCAAGGCCGUCGGUAUCAAGGCCACCAUGACUGGCAUUGAGCCCGAAAUGAAGUUUGAGACGCGUGCAAAGAUGAUCCUCGGCGACCCCAGCUACUUCUCCUCCAAAGUCAGAGUGGUUGGCCAUGUGCUCCGCGCCAUCUGCAUCCUAAAGCACCCUCUGGCCAGCACCAACGACAGUGACUCGUCCCAGCUGAUUAUCCCUCAGUCGCAGGUUGGCCGGAAGAACGAUAUUUACAUCGCCUGCGUCGGGUCGGCACAUAACGUAUGCCCCAAGGGGUAUUGGAUUGCCAUCGUAUCGACUAUCGCCGAGACGGCGGCUAAUCACCACGUCGAAUUGGGGCCCGGUCUCGAACGCCUCGGCAGGAUCGAGGAACAGUUCAUGGGCCCGCCUAUCCCUCUUUAUGAGCCUCUCGAGGACGGCAAGAAGGACAACAUCUUUAUCUCCAAGAGCUACGACGCGAGCAGUCACUUCGAGUCGACUACGGCUGAUGUCAGAGAUAUCUACCGCCGCUGCACCGGCGAGGAGCUGGUAGUAGAAGGUCUGAGAGAGGGCCUCCAGGUUGCUGAGGAAAAUUAGAAGAAAUAUCGAAUAUGAAAUGAAGGCCAGGCUUGCUUGCCGGCUAGUUUGAGGGGGGAGCAGGUGAGAGCAGCUGGAGGGGUUGAGCGUCGGGUUUCUUGCAAGCUUCUUUUUUCUUUUCUUCAUAUAUCACCAUUCUCCUUGGUAAAAUGGCAAGCAAGGUACGGUAGGGUACGUAGUUGCGGUAGUAGAUACUCAUCGUUGGUGGAAGAAUGUAAUCGGUCGUUGGUAAUAGCAGUUAGCUGCACACGAUUAAACACAUGCCGGCCGACACGAGCAGAACCAGAGGCCUAUCGUGUCGUUCCUUGUCUUUCCCCUCGAAUAUUCACUUAAUCCUAAUAGGAUACUAAUCGCUACCAAUGAGGGUGUAUGCUGGGUAUGAUGCGGGCAAAGGAGGCACCAAACGAUGCAUAAGAAUCAUAGUCAGGCACCGCAGUCAUAAGACAUG